UCCGACAUAUAUAUAUACUGUGUGUUAUUUUAAUGUAAUAGCAUGUGGAUUAUAUCGUUCUCGAAAUUAUUAAUUACUAAUAGAAUUGUUUCAUUGUUUGAUUAUAAGGUGUUUCUCAAAUUCUAUUCCUUCGAUGAUGCAUUGCUUACUUGGAACAUUUAUAUACUUCUCCGAUCAUGUUCCUUCAACACUGCAUCACUUACAUGGAACAUUCCUGCAGUACGUACAGCAUCAUCCGGUUCUUCUUAUGUUCUAAAUACUUACUAUGGAUAUCUUUAUUCAUCCUAUAUUUCUGACAGACGCAUAUUAUGUUCUAUGGAGUGGAUCCAUAAUUUGUCUCUGUGGAAUUCCUGGCG
This is a messenger RNA of Bombus impatiens (common eastern bumble bee), 356 nucleotides long. RefSeq lists its product as uncharacterized. The record is from RefSeq and is a predicted model, not a curated record. NCBI's taxonomy places the organism in Eukaryota, Metazoa, Arthropoda, Insecta, Hymenoptera, Apidae. The transcript has 4 exons. The annotation marks the transcript as partial.